GGGUUUGUCGGGCUCGGUUGCCCGCAUCAUGACAGACGAUAUUUAAUGUAAUGUGUGUAUUGUAUAAUAUCAUUAUCUUUCUAUUCAUCUAUUCAUCUUCUCAUUACUGAAAGCUCCAGUGGUUGUUCCUCUCGUCGCCUCUGCCACAUCCUCGGCUUGUCCCCGCCUCCUGCUGCGUCCUCUUAUUAAUCGCCUCCGCUCUUCCUGAUCAACAUAUCCCAGUUGUAGAUCUAAACAUCGAGGCGUCGAGGCUUCCGGUUACCUCUUCUGGGAGGGCAGUUGUUUGCGAGGAGCCCUUCUUGCCACUGGCCCCCCAUGGAGAUCUCCGUAGGUGUCAAAGCCCUCCGACGAUUUUCCAUACGGUGCAAUUGCUGCUUUUCCUGAAAGUUGAGCACGGACUUCACUUAAAGGCUCUCCCUUGCUGAGGUGAAAGUGACGAGAUGAUGAACCCAAAGAGCCAGGUUGCGGUUAUCCCAUUUCCCUUCACCAGCCACCUAUUGCCCCUCGUCAACCUCGUCUAUGACAUUGCCGCUACCAUCACUUGGGAAGAGGAAACUACAAAGGAACUGAAAUCCCAAAUGGUAGAAGCAUUGGAGCCCUUCCUGGAGGUGGCUGUGGCUAGCUUCGAAGAUGCGAUCAACGCUGCAGUGAAGGAGAAUGGAGUGAGGGUGAGCUGUCUCCUUAUAGAUGGCCUCAUGGCGUUCUCAUGCAAGAUCGCGGAGAAGUUGCAAGCCAAGUGGGUCGCCGUGUGGGUACCGACACCAUCAAUUUUACCGGCUUACAUUUAUAGAGAUCUCAUUGUCCCUCUAUUAAAAGAAAUGGAAGGAGAGGCGAGCUGUGUGGACAUAUCACAAAAGAUCAAGGACUUGGUUCCCGGAUUCUCCACAAUACACUUUGCUGAUUUAACUAAUCGAUUGCGUACACUGGAUCCUGCACCAUCAACAUACUUUCGCAUGCUGCGUGAUGAGGUUGGGCAUCUAUUGCCAUGCGCUGAUGCAAUAGUAAUGAAUUCCUAUGAGGAACUGAGCCCUGCUCCUCUUACCUCCGCCCUCAGGUCCAGCUUCCGUCUGCUACUUCAUGUGGGUUGUUUGACCGUAAGAAUUCCACCAUCACUUCCUGCUUCGUCAAGAUUGGACCAGACCGGCUGCUUGGAGUUGUUAGAUAAACAGAAGCCACGGUCCGCGGUCUACAUAAGUUUUGGGACACUAACAUCAUUGACACCGGAAGAGAUGUCCACGCUAUCUGAAGCACUCGAAGAGAAUAGAACUCCUUACAUAUGGUCAAUCAAGGACCACUUAAAGGUGCACCUGCCACUAGGUUUUGUAGAGAGGACAAGCUCAUAUGGGAAAGUUGUUCCCUGGGCACCGCAAAGCCAAGUCCUCUCGCAUCCAUCAAUCGGUGCACAUAUAACACAUUGUGGGUACAAUGCAGUGUUUGAGAGUAUUGUUGGUGAGGUUCCCAUGAUAUGCAAACCCAUGUGGGCCGAUAACAUGAUUAAUGCAAGAAUGGUGGAGGAUGCGUGGGGAAUCGGGGUGAGAGUUGUGGGUCCUAUAAUCACCAAGGAUGAGAUGCUUACGUGCCUGAAGAUGGUGUUAGGAGAUGAAGAAAGAGGAAAGGAACUAAAGGCAAAAAUUAAGGCUGUGAAGGAGGUGUUAAUGGAGGCCGUUGGUCCAAAUGGGAGUACUUCGAAAGAUUUCAAGAGUUUGGUGGAGCUAAUCUCUACCGAGUGAAGCAGAUUUAAUAUCUUUGUGAACCAGCCUUGCGUAUUCGACAGCACUUAAUUUUCUAAUUUGUUUAAUAAAUGGGGCAAUGCCCUCCCUAAGUGUAUCAACAACUUUCUUGUUUUACCGACAUAGGUUGGUUCGAACAGUUCGACGCUUGUUUUCUAGAAGUAAGGUCUCAGGUUUGAGUCUUGUGAAUGAAGAAAAUCCAUACUGGAGAGCUUUACCUUGUAGUGGUCGACCGGCUCGAUCUGGAUUAGUCGGAGUCUGUUGAGUUUUCGAAUGUCAGAGUACAAAAAAAAAAGGUACUUUGUUGUUUAUCUCAUUAAGUGACGACAUCCCUUUAGAUUGUAAGCAGGCAAUCAGAGGUGUAUGCUAAA
Punica granatum (pomegranate) is the source of this 2101-nucleotide messenger RNA. The record is from RefSeq and is a predicted model, not a curated record. NCBI's taxonomy places the organism in Eukaryota, Viridiplantae, Streptophyta, Magnoliopsida, Myrtales, Lythraceae.